AUGUCUACAAUAAAAGAGUGGUUAGAUGAUGCCAUAAAAAAUGAACAUAUAAAUCUUUACGAGUAUGACUCUUUUGUUGAUUUUGAACUGAUCGGGAAGGGUGCUUGUGGUAGAGUGUUUCGUGCUAGAUCUACUCGCUAUCAUAAAACAAUGGCUUUAAAAGAACUUAAAAAUGUGUCAUACGACCUACUUGUCAACGAAUUGAAACAACAUCGAAAGGUUGAAUCACACGAUAAUAUAAUACGUCAAUAUAUAUUAGUAGUUGAAUAUGCUGAUAGUGGUACCCUUCGUAGUUAUUUAAAAAAGAAUCAAUUAUCUUGGGAUGUUAAAUUAAAACUUGGUAAACAAAUUGUCAGCGCAGUAGCAUGUUUACAUGAUAAUAAAAUAGUUCAUAGAGAUUUAGUAAAAAAUAUUUUAAUUCAUUCCGGAGUCGCAAAGCUUAGUGAUUUUGGUAUUGCAAAACGUGUGAUAGAUCCCACAAGUUCAUUAGUUAAAAGUUUGGGCUCUGUUGAAUAUUCUGAUCCACAAUAUUUGAAAAAUCAAACCUAUAGUCGUAAUAGUAAGUCAGACACUUAUAGUGUUGGAGUUUUAUUAUGGGAAAUAUCAAGUGGCAGGGUUCCUUUCGAAUCAGUACCUCGUGACUAUGCGCUUGUAUACUCAAUUAUUGAGGGUACUAGAGAAAAAAUAAUCAAAGGAACCCCUAAAAAAUAUGUUGAUGUUUAUAAAGAUUGUUGGAAUGAUGAUCCGAAGAAAAGACCCUAUUUAAUUAAGGUUCUAGAAGAAUUGGAAAAGGUUGAUAUCAAUGUUUUGACUGACGAUGAUUCAUCAGAAAUCAAUAAAAACCCUGGCGGGUAUACAAAUGAUAACGAUAAUUCACAAACUAAAACCUCCAAUUCAGAAAAUGAAUUUGAAAUUCCUCAAACGCUGUCUGAUACUCAUAAUGGUUAUUUAAACAAUUAUCAACCAUCAUCCAACCCAUUAUCUCCGAUGAUCACAGAGAAUAUAAGUAGAUAUAUAAUUCCUCAAGAACUACCUGAUUCCAGUGGUGAUUUGAAAAUUUAUCAACCAUCAUCCAACCCAUUAUCUCCAAUGAGCACAGAGAAUAAUAUAAGUAGAUAUAUAAUUCCUCAAGAACUACCUGAUUCCAGUAGUGAUUUGAAAAUUUAUCAACAAUUAUCCAAUUUACCAUCUCCAACAAUCAAAUCAAAAAAAGAGAUUAUUGAUAAGAUUAUUGAUAAAAUUAUAAAAGAAAAUUUUAAUAUUUUGAGUUUCACCAAACGUAAGGAGGUAUCAAACAAUAUCCAAAAAUCCAUUGAAGAACAGAAUGUAACUUCUUUGGAAAUUCUCAAUGAAUUGAUCAGUAUACAAGAAGCAUCGCCUAUUUACCUAACUUUGAUUGGUUUUUUUUAUUACGUGGGCAUAGGUACUCCAAUCAAUAAAGUUGAAUCUUCUAAAUAUUUUGAAAAAUCCAAUAAUCUUAAAGAGCCAACCGGUCAAGCUUGGUUAGGUCACCUUUAUGAAAAUGGCGAAGUUGGUGCAGAAGGUAGACAAGAUAUUAAAAAAGCGUUUGAAUUGUAUUUGGAUUCUGCUAAUCAAGAUAAUGCAUUUGGACAAUAUCGUGCUGGAUGUUGUUAUUCAAGUGGCAAAGACUCAAGCCAAACCUCGACUAGAACUUCUAGAGAAAGACCGCCUAAAGAAAUUGGCUGA
Messenger RNA from Entrophospora candida, 1707 nucleotides. Lineage: Eukaryota; Fungi; Glomeromycota; Glomeromycetes; Entrophosporales; Entrophosporaceae. The record is from the annotation of a GenBank genome assembly.